Entamoeba invadens IP1 is the source of this 1827-nucleotide messenger RNA. RefSeq lists its product as hypothetical. Gene Ontology annotation, cellular component: cell cortex. The record is from RefSeq and is a predicted model, not a curated record. The transcript has a single exon. Bases 1 to 1827 code for a protein of 608 amino acids. Gene Ontology annotation, molecular function: actin monomer binding. Lineage: Eukaryota; Evosea; Mastigamoebida; Endamoebidae.
AUGAACAAAACGAUGCAAGCAUUAACUAAAGCAAUGUCUGUGCUGACCGAAACUACCAAUGGCCACGGUGGUGCAGUUGUCAGACGCAACGGGAAUAUCAUGAGUCAAAGUGGAAUCAAUUUGACUGACAACGAAGCUGUCCUGAUCGCAGACAAAAUGUUCAACAACGAUUUCGAGUAUUUCCAGAUGAAUGGCGUGACCAUUGGGAAUCACAAAUAUGCAGUUACCAAUUCCGACAAAGAGGAAGGUGUAGUUACAGCAAUGAAAGGCAACAGUGGAAUUAAUAUAGUCAAAGGAAAGAACACCAUAGUUAUUGGUUACUAUAACAAUACUGCAAAGCCUGUCACUGCUGGUCAAAAUCACAUUGCAACUUACUCGCUGAAGACUAUUAUCAACAAUGGAGAGCUUCCAAAAGAAAUUCCGUUUUCUGUACCAUCUGUUUUUAGAAAGGAGUUUUCUGCACUGAAGAGAAAGGGAGAAAUCAGUUGGGAUGACUUGGUGAAGUUACUUGUUGGACCAACGAAGGGACAUGGUGGGGCAAUUUUACGAAGUGACGGACAAUUACUUGGACAAGAUGGAAUAAAAAUGACUGAAGAAGAAGCGAAAGCACUUGCAGAGGUGUUUAAAGAGAACAAUUAUACCCUUCUGAGAGAAAACGGAAUCAAAGUCAAUGGCAAGAAAUUCCCAGUGACCAAUUCAGAUGACAACGAAGGCGUUUUUACUGCUAUGAAGAAGAAUGAAGGGAUCAAUGUUGUUAAAGGAAACAAUAUCAUUGUUGUUGGGUACUUCACCAUGAAAACGUCAAGAGUGUUACCUACUGAUAAUCACCUCACAACAUACAAACUUGCCAAAGAACUUGAGAAAUACACUAUUGAGGAAGAGAAAAAGUUAACUGUGGUCUCAAAUAACGUUGUGGAGAAAUUUGAGAAAGAAGAAGUUAAAGAAGUCAAGCAAUUUGAUUACAAAGGCGGGUUUGAAGCAAUCAAGUCGGAAGGAAAAGGUCAUGGAGUAGCCGUGUUGACUCAUUCUGGAGCAAUUGUUGAUCAAGAAGGCCUCAAUCUCAAUCAAGAAGAAGCAACUCUUAUCAGCCAGAAAGUAAUUGGAGGUGAGGUGGACUAUUUCCAGAUGAACGGAGUGACCAUUGGGAAUCACAAAUAUGCAGUGACCAAUUCCGACAAAGAGGAAGGUGUAGUUACAGCAAUGAAAGGCAACAGUGGAAUUAAUAUAGUCAAAGGAAAGAAUACUAUAGUCAUUGGUUACUAUAACAAUACUUCAAAGCCGGUCACUGCUGGCCAAAAUCACAUUGCAACUUACUCGCUGAAGACCUUAAUUAAUGAUGGAAAUCUUCCACAAGAUAACAAAGUUGUGAUGCCGUCAAUAUUCCACAAAGAGUUACAGAAAAUUGAGAAUGGCAAAUUGAGUUGGGCUGACAUGUCAAAGUUGCUUACUCUGCCGUCAUGUGGGGAUGGUGGAAUUAUUUUGAAGUCUGAUGGUGCGAUUUUGAGUCAAGAAGGAAUUCACAUUUCAGUUGAAGAAGCGAAGACCAUAGCAGACACUUUUAAUGAGCAAAAGGUUUCUUCAAUGUGUUCCAAUGGUGUGAUGGUUGAUGGUAAAAAGUUCUCAGUGACCAAUUCCGAUUCCAUAGAUGGGAUGGUAACUGCAGUGAGAGAUAACGAGGGUAUCAAUAUCAUCAGAGGACAGAACGUUGUUGUCAUUGGGUAUUACAAGAAAGCAGACCCAAUUUUACCUGCCAAGAACCUUAAGGCAGCAUUCUCUGCGUUGUCCUUGGUUGACGACAUAGAGGAUGAUGACGCCCAAGUGGCGUGA